UUAGUUUUUGUUCAAUUGAAUUUAUAGAAAUUGGGCUUUUAUUGUGAAGGGCUGUCAUCGGAAGUCUUUUUUUUCGUUGCUGGUGGUGCAGCAGACCUUGCCGUUUCCUUUUCCUCACUGCAGUUUGUUUGCGCAAUGGUUUCUCUGUUAAAUUCAGUGAAAUGGCAUUGAAUAUGAGUGGAAACGAGCAUUUCACCCGAAGGGAACGAAAGGACGGAGAGGAUAAUGAUAAUGUCGGCUCGAAGCGGAACAAAACCGAAGCCAGCCGGUACUGCACAGUAUUGUAGGAGACUGUUUCUCAGUAACUUCCACUACCUCACAUGCUGGAGUCUUGUUUGGAUCAGCCCAUGGACUCAGUGCAUGAAGUUGUCAAGUAUUUACCUUCACCCCUACCAGCCAAAUACUAUGAUGCCGACACCACUGAGCCAAUCAGCUGUGCUCUUCGAACUCUGGAGGAGCUAUUGUCAUGGAAACGAAGUGAGGCAAACCCCUUUAAUGUGGCAGCAGUCCCUCUGGCACCUCGGGAGCCUCCUCUGACCAGCAGUCAACAUCGGACCUUGGUGUCUCAUGAUAUGAUGGGCGGUUACCUAGAUGACCGGUUUAUCCAGGGGACCGCUGCGGAGGCUCCAUAUGCUUUCUACCACUGGCAGUACAUUGAUAUUUUCAACUAUUUCACACACAACCUGGUGACUAUUCCUCCUGCUGUGUGGACCAACGGAGCACAUAAACACGGAGUCGUUGUUCUUGGGACUUUCAUCACAGAGUGGACUGAUGGAGCUGCGACAUGUGAGUCCUUCCUGAAAGACGAGGAGUCGUACCGGGCGGUGGCUGAUAAACUAGUCCAGAUCAGUCACUGUUAUGGCUUUGAUGGCUGGCUCAUUAAUAUAGAGAACAAGCUCAGUGAAGUUGCGGUGAAGAACACACCUUUGUUUCUGCGCUAUCUGACGGACCAGAUGCACGAGCGAGUGUCUGGCAGCCUGGUCCUGUGGUACGACAGUGUGAUCGAGAACGGGCAUCUGCAGUGGCAAAAUGAACUCAACCAGUACAACAGGAUGUUUUUUGAUGCUUGCGAUGGUUUCUUCACAAACUACAACUGGACAGAGCCGAGCCUGGAGUGGAUGAAGGACUACAGCGGGGUUCAAGGCCGCCAGGCUGACAUCUACAUUGGGGUAGACGUGUUCGCCCGAGGCAAGGUGGUGGGAGGAAUGUUUGAAACAAAUAAGGCACUGGAAAUCAUUCGAAAGCACAACUUUUCUGCAGCUAUUUUUGCUCCAGGCUGGGUGUACGAGGCCCACGAUGACAAGACUGAGUUCCGCGAGAAUCAGGAUAAGUUCUGGACUCUUCUGUCAGACUUCCUGUACGUCCAUCGGCCAGCCGCACCUCUGCCCUUCAUCUCCUCCUUCUGCCAGGGUUUUGGGAAGACUUUCUACUGGAGAGGACAGCAUGAGGAGAAGAGGGGCUGGUUCAACCUGAGCGCCCAGGAGAUCCAGCCCUUGUACUACCACAUGGAGCUGGAGGGCAAGGGCUGGCUGAGGAGCCGCGGCUGCCCAGAGGACGCCUGGAACGGAGGCUGCUCGCUGCUGCUGGAUGGACUCAUCCCGGCCACGCAAACGUCUCCAGUUUGUGCCAAGAUCUUCUCCCUCAAUGUCACUCUGGCUUCCAAGACUCUGGUGACCCUCAUCUACAAGCCAUCUGCUGGGAUCACAGUUACUCUGGAGCUGAAGACAGCAGACGCCAGUCUUUGCACACACACGAACGUCCAGGAUGUCGAAUUUACCAGUGUGUCUCCUGUCGCACUGGAUGAGGGACACCAGUUGGUAAGCCAGUUCUCACAGCUCUGUGGCAACUUGAAUCCAGAUGGUUGGAGCGUCAGGUGUUCGCAGCUGGAGCUUCAAGGCUGUGCUCUCAGAGAAGUUUGUUUGAGCAUCCGGCGUGAUGGGGAGCCUCGGGACACUCCUUUUAGCUGCAGAGUGGGAGAAAUCAUGUUCUUGGACGCAGUCAGUCUUCAGGUUCCCUCUGAACAGGUUCAGGGCUUGUGCAUUUAUGACGUGGUGUGGCUGCGAGGUACUGGCACCUCGCCUGACUCCACCUCCCCCUGUCUACACCUCAAUGCCACUGUGCGCUGGAACUACCCGACGGCACUCGUACGCCACUUCAGGGUGUAUUGGCGACGGCUGAGGGGACCGGAUCCACGAAUCCCCCCAGGUCAGCUGACACUGGUGGGCCGGGCAUAUUCUAAUCUUUAUAGGGUGACGGAGCUGGUAGUGCCAGAGCCACCUGGCUUGUUGGAGCUGGUAGUGGAGCCAGUGAGCAGGAAGGGCUUCCUGGUCCCAGAGAGCCAAUGGGGAAGAAGAAGCCUCAGCUACACAGAGGACCUGCCUCUCCCUGACAGUCUUAGUGACAGCUAUUGAAAACUGUUGGGUGCUACCUCAUGAAUGAAUUGAAUUAUGCUGUCUUGCUUUGUUCCACCCACUUUAACCAAUCCUAAAUUUACUUUUGACCAAAAAUCCUAUUUCGAUGUCCACUUGUUUGCCUUUUCUUGAGCUCUCUUAUUAUAUGGUUUUCAUCAGCUGGGUGAAUCUUAUUCAUAGCAGUAUAGCAUAGCUAAAUAAUUUGCAAUAUGGAUAAAAGCACCUAAAAUAAAAUACUAAGUGGAUCCUAAAGGAUCAGUCAGUGCUCUGGGAAAUACUUUUGUUCUAACCACGAGUUAGAUGAGAAGACUGAUACCACUCUCAAGUCUAUACGGCAAAUAUGAAGCUGCAGCCAGCAGGCUGUUAAGUCGGCUUAGUGUAAAGACUGAAUAUGGGGGGAAACAGCUAUACUGACUCUCUGCAGAAAACAAAAAUCUCCCACCAGCUCGCUAAAUAAUCAGUUAUUUUCCAUUUAUAUGAAACAACCAAGUUGGGGUUUUAGGGGGUAUUUAGGCUUCGCUGUUUCUAACUUCCUGCAGUCUUGGCUGGUUGUCGGCAAUGUGAUGGCAGUGAUACAAAAAAGGGAAUUUUGCACUUGAGUGUACUGAUUUCAAGUUAGACAUUACAUGUUAAUUAGAGAGUGUGGGAGGUGUUGGUAGGCAGAUUUUGUUCCCUUGUUUCCAAUAUUCGGGCUUAACUAAGCUAACUACCUGCCAUCAUAUUUACUGCACUGAUAAGAGGGUUAUAUUCAUCUUUUCAUCUUAGGGUUUAUCGGUGAUGUUUAUUUUAGUUGCCCAGUGGCUCAUAAAUCUACUUGUCCGGUUGUAUUGAUUAGGGGUUAUCAAAUGAUAACAAAGACUCAAGUUCAUUGUCAUCUUUAAUCUUAUCCACCUUGCUCUCAGGCUUGCACAAUACAUAAUUGGAGCUUUGCCCACAUCCUCUAACAUUACCCUCCUAGACUCCUGUCACCAGGACAAUUGAAAUGUCUACUUAUGUUUCAUCUUAUAAAUGUCAUUACAUGCCACCAAUCUGACACACACGUGUACCUCUCAACAGAGAUGGGAAGGAAGCGAGAUUCCUCAGUCUUUUUCAUCAGCUCAGGAAAAAAAGCAAUGUUCAAACAAUGCAAGUGAGUUGCUAGGUUUACCAGCCCGGUCAUUUUACUUGCUCUGGGCAAGUAGGCAAUUGUUGAACCUUGCCUCUAGCUCUUGGCAAAAGGGUGAAGAAGCAUAUUUCCCAAAAUGUUGAACUGUUCUUCUAAUAUUUGAUUGUUUUGUCAAAGCUUUAACUUCUAAGUUCUCUGUGCUGUCAGAGAUGUCACCCCAUAUUAGUGAAUGUAACAUUAUGAGAUGAUCCGGUUCUCCUUUUAAAUGAUAAAAUAUAAGAUUGUUGUUAAACUAGUACCUGAAUUGCCAGAUGAAAUACAUCAAGAGCAUAAGACUUGAACUGUGGACUCAGACCAGAUGGACUCAUGUAACAUCUCAGGUCUCUCAACAGUGUAAUGCUGUCUUUGAUUUUUAGUACAUUUUUCAUUAUGCUGUGUAUGCUGUCCCUUUCCUUGUUGUCAUGCAAUUGUGCUCAAGAAAGGCUGUAAUAUCAAGGAAUACACUCCUAUUGGUUGAUCAUCUGUGUAGGCAGAACAGGCUUAUAUUGAUUUAGCAAUUACCUCUACUAAAUAUACAAAAUAUAUAUUGUUACUCUCUUCUCAUUCAAAUCAUUACAUGAAGAUUUGGUUUAUACCUCAUGUGGUGCUAACCUCAAUGAUCCACAAAUAUGCUUUAUGAGCCAUGUUAGUCAUAUGUAUGCAACACAAAAAUAUUAGAUGAAGUGAGCAACAUUUUCCGCAGUGUCCACAAUUUAUUACUAGAGUACAUGUUGGUUCUUGUUGAUUUAAGAAGAAAGUUGUACAAUUGCAGUACAAUUCUCAAAACUCUUAGAAUUUGAAAUGUAAUGAGCUCAGUUGCUCUGCCACAUCAUCAUAAUACACUGAUCACAUGAUCAUCAGGAGUUUCUUUGCCCUCUGCCAUUCUGUACUCGUAUACAGAAUUCAUACGUCCAGAUCCAGUUCACACAUUUCAGGUCAACUUGGUCAAACCAGGUGCAUUAAGGGAAAUCGAGUCAACGCUUAAUAAAUUUUUUUAUUUGA
Molecule: messenger RNA, 4557 nt
Organism: Scatophagus argus
Lineage: Eukaryota; Metazoa; Chordata; Actinopteri; Scatophagidae
Gene: engase
Product: endo-beta-N-acetylglucosaminidase
Exons: 14
Coding region: 321-2411 (696 amino acids)
Biological process (GO): protein deglycosylation
Cellular component (GO): cytoplasm
Molecular function (GO): mannosyl-glycoprotein endo-beta-N-acetylglucosaminidase activity
Source: RefSeq, a predicted model, not a curated record